CUUAAAUGUUCAACUUCAACUAGACCAGCAAUCUUCGCAAUGUCAAACCCUACAAAAAAUGCUGAAUGCACCCCCGAGGAAGCAUUUUCCAUUUUGGGUGAGAACAUUAUAUUUGCAAGUGGAAGCCCUUUCAAAGAUGUGGAUCUCGGAAAUGGUCAUAUUGGUCAUUGCAACCAGGGAAACAACAUGUACCUCUUUCCUGGGAUUGGACUUGGAACUCUUCUAUCUGGAUCAAGGGUUAUCUCUGAUGGCAUGUUACAGGCGGCAGCUGAGUGCCUAGCUGCAUAUAUGACAGAGGAGGAGGUUCUUAAAGGAACUAUAUAUCCUCCAAUAUCCAGAAUGCGUGACAUAACGAAGGAAGUAGCUGCAGCUGUGAUCAAGGAAGCUAUAGAAGAGGAUCUAGCAGAAGGAUACCGUGAUAUGGAUCCCCGGGAACUCCAGAAACUUAAUAAUGAGGAAAUUGUAGCUUAUGUGCAGAACAACAUGUGGAGUCCAGAAUACCCGACAUUAGUUUACAAGAAUGAAUGAACGCUUCAUAGCCUGACAAAUCUCCAUCAAUCUGUAAACCUUAGCUGCCAAAACUAUGGGUGAAGAUGCGCCUUUAUGAUCUAUAUACGUUGAGGCACAAUGCAGUGUAGUCUGCGUUUUACUGUAUAGUUAUUUUAUUUUUCAGUACAUAUUCCAGUUGUUUUGUGCCUACAGUUUGUAUUUGUACUUUGUUAUGGUUAUUUUGUAACCUUGUAAAUCUAACCCAUUUUUGGGAACAGUAUAAAUUGAUUUUCCUAAUCAUGGCAAAUUUGUCCGUGGCUUUGAUAC
Camellia sinensis is the source of this 816-nucleotide messenger RNA. Lineage: Eukaryota; Viridiplantae; Streptophyta; Magnoliopsida; Ericales; Theaceae. The record is from RefSeq and is a predicted model, not a curated record.